Molecule: messenger RNA, 508 nt
Organism: Laccaria bicolor S238N-H82
Lineage: Eukaryota; Fungi; Basidiomycota; Agaricomycetes; Agaricales; Hydnangiaceae
Product: mitochondrial 37S ribosomal protein MRP2
Exons: 3
Coding region: 39-341 (100 amino acids)
Biological process (GO): translation
Cellular component (GO): ribosome; mitochondrial small ribosomal subunit
Molecular function (GO): structural constituent of ribosome
Source: RefSeq, a predicted model, not a curated record
ACAUACAUUACAUUUCCACAACCAGCCCAGUUUCCGCCAUGCCGAAUGCUCGCGUUUUGAGAGACAUAAAAGCCCGCCAAGGAGUUUAUGCCAACGAAAUUGCCAGGCGUGCGUACCUGUACGUUGCCCGGAACGAAACCCUCCCCCCGCAGGUUCGGCAUCAAGCACAACUUCAGCUCAACACGUAUGGGAGGUACACGCGUCCAACGACCGUGAAGAACAGGUGUAUUGUUUCUGGGAAGGGGCGGGGCAUCAUUAGCGAGUUUGGAUUGUGUAGAUUCCAAUUCCGGAUGCAUGCUCUCCGCGGUGAACUCAAUGGCGUGCAGAAGGCCUCCUGGUAAACUUUUGAAGUGACAAUUUUACUGGUCUCUCUUUACAAAUUAUUUAGCGAUACAUCUUUUAAAGUCCAUCGACUGUCCAGUAACACCGCGCACUGCAUUACGAGGUUGCAUUUGGUUCAGUAACAUAAUCCGCACUUCGCAAUUCGGAUUCGCCCCGCUCCUUUCUC